AGAAACAAGUUUCAUCCUUGGGUCUUGCAAGAAGAAAAAAUCUAUCAAAUAUGGCAGAUCAACAGAAGAUCCAUCCCGCUCGAGACGUGGAGGCGCCUCCACCAAAGAUGUCCCCCACGACUCCCCUGGUGCCACGGGAUGAAGCGAAAUCUGAAAAUAGCAAUCCAGCGCCGGUGGAGUAUCCUCCUCCCUUGAAACGCACCCUUCCUGCGAUGCAAACCAGACCACCCAAGAGGAAAAGUUGCUGCUGCAGGUGCUUGUGCUGGACAGUUUGUCUCCUCUUGCUCCAAAUUGUUGUCCUGGGAAUUGCUGCUGCCAUCCUCUAUGCUGUUUUCCAGCCAAAGCUACCGAAAUACUCUGUUGACAAACUACAGAUAACUCAGUUCAAUCUUGGUUCCGAUUCAAGCCUGUCUGCUGCCUUCAACGUGACCAUUACUGCUACAAAUCCCAACAAAAAGAUCGGAAUAUAUUACGAGGAAGGCAGCAGUAUGAGCGUUUAUUACACCACCACAAAGCUAUGUGAAGGGUCAAUGCCCAAGUUCUACCAGGGUCACCAGAACACGACAGUACUUGUCUUGCCCUUGACAGGACAAACCCAGAACGGGGCCGCUCUAAUCACUGCCGUUACUGAACAGAAGCAGCAGACAGGAAACAUUCCGUUGAAUCUGAGAGUGAAUCAACCGGUGAGGAUUAAACUUGGGAAGUUGAAGCUGAUGAAGGUGAAGUUCUUAGUGAAGUGCGGACUGGUGGUGGAUUCUUUAUCUGCAAAUAAUGCCAUUAGUAUUCGAAGUAGUAGCUGUAAAUUUAGCCUUAGAUUGUAAAUUAGUUAAUUUAUUGUUUUCAUUAUAGACUUCUACAUUUUUUCCACUAUUUUUUGAUCUUUACGAUUACUUUAUAUUACAUUUGAUGUAUAUUUUUUUAUGUGAUUUACAUUUUAUGUUUUAUGUAUUGAGGUAUAUUAUUAUUUUUUAAUGAAUUUUAUUUUAAAAA
Molecule: messenger RNA, 990 nt
Organism: Rubroshorea leprosula
Lineage: Eukaryota; Viridiplantae; Streptophyta; Magnoliopsida; Malvales; Dipterocarpaceae
Source: the annotation of a GenBank genome assembly